AUGUCACUGAGCGACCACCCUAAGGCCUACGGCACCGCCGCCAUCGCCGUCGCCUUCGCGGCCGGCGUCGCCGCUACCCUCGGCUUCAAGGAGCUGUACCCCGAGCUCGAGUCCCGAUACCAGCACAAGAGCGCCGUCGUUGGCAGCCGUCGCCGCUCGGCAGCCGAUCCCCGGCGAAGCAGCUUGUUCUGGAGCGCGCCGGUGCAGCUCGAGGAUCACGAUACCAAGACGGCGUCAUCGUCGUCGCUGGUUCAUGCGCCGGAGAUUGCGACGAGUGGCAUCGAGGGGUGCAUCGGCAACACGCCGCUGAUUCAGAUCCAGUCGCUGUCAAAGGCCACGGGACGGGUCAUCCUCGCAAAGGCAGAGUUUCUCAAUGGCGCGGGCAACAGCCCCAAGGACCGUGUGGCGCUCAACAUGAUUGUCGAGGCCGAGAAGCAGGGCCUCCUGACGCCUCACCAGGGGGACACCAUCUACGAGGGCACCGUCGGCAGCACGGGCAUCUCGCUGGCGACGCUGGCGCGCGCAAAGGGAUACAAGGCGCACAUCUGCAUGCCGGACGACCAGGCGUUUGAAAAGUCGGACCUGCUGAUGCACCUCGGCGCGACCGUGGAGAGGGUCCCCGUUGCGCCGAUCACGAGCCCGGAUCACUUUGUCAACCUGGCGCGGAGGCGGGCCAUCGAGCACACACGCUCGUCCGCGGACGGCAGCAAGGGCUUCUUCGCGAACCAGUUCGAGACGGAGUCCAACUGGCAGGCCCACGUCGUCAGCACCGGGCCCGAGAUCUUCCAGCAGACGGACGGCGAGCUCGACGCCUUCGUCGCGGGCGCGGGCACCGGCGGCACCAUCUCGGGCGUGGCGCGGUACCUCAAGCUCGAGGCCAAGAUGGACAGGCUGAAGGUCGUCCUGGCGGAUCCCCAGGGCAGCGGGCUGUACAACAAGAUCAAGCACGGCGUCAUGUACUCGCCCACCGAGAAGGAGGGCACGCGGCGCAGGCAGCUCGACGACGCUGUCAAGGUCACCGACGAGCAGGCCUGCCGCAUGGCCAGGUGGCUCGUCGAGAACGACGGCAUCUUUGUCGGGAGCAGCAGCUCCGUCAACUGCGUUGCCGCGGUCGUGACGGCCAUGACCCUGCCGCCGGGGAGUCGCGUCGUCACGCUCCUGUGCGAUUCGGGGACGCGGCAUCUGAGCAAGUUCUGGAAGCACAUCAAGGAGAUGGGCUUGGAAGAGGAAGGGGAGCCGACGGAUUUGUUUGCCGAGUUGGGGAUAUCCAAGCCAUGA
Messenger RNA from Trichoderma citrinoviride, 1278 nucleotides. Its product is annotated as cysteine synthase-like protein. Gene Ontology annotation, cellular component: cytoplasm. The transcript has a single exon. The record is from RefSeq and is a predicted model, not a curated record. Lineage: Eukaryota; Fungi; Ascomycota; Sordariomycetes; Hypocreales; Hypocreaceae. Gene Ontology annotation, molecular function: cysteine synthase activity. Bases 1 to 1278 code for a protein of 425 amino acids.